This is a messenger RNA of Seminavis robusta, 2887 nucleotides long. The record is from the annotation of a GenBank genome assembly. Lineage: Eukaryota; Bacillariophyta; Bacillariophyceae; Naviculales; Naviculaceae.
UUGGGAGGGAUUGUGGCCGAACCGAUGACGUGGCGACAAUAAAUCCCAAGAGUGCAUCGACACAAGGAAACAGCAGGCACCUUCCUUGGCGGCUUGGAUCCUUUUGCUCUGCAACCGUCGGGUACCGCCCCUCUCGAAUACAUUCUCGCACUGCUGCUGCAACGCUGCAACUCUUGAAGCACACGCACUUGUUUCCAACAGUUGGGGGUCGAGUCUUUGAUCUUCUUGCUGUUCUGCUGCUGUGUUGGAAGGACGUAUUCAUCGAGAGCUAGCUGGCUUACUUCUCGCCAUUUUAAAAUUCGGAGCUGGUGCGUCUGGGGCUUCGUCACUGCUGUUGCUUCCCUUCCAGGUGGUAGUGUACCAGUAGCCAAUAGAAGAGAGUGUACCACGAGGCAAGAGGCGUUUAUUCUAGUGCUCUGGUCAUCCUUUUCACUGGUAGCAGACUGCUUUUGUGUGGAUUAACUCGGUAUACCUUUGGUUUCGUGUCGAGGUAAAGGAGGCGUCAUUACGUUGCUGCCAGGAGAAUCGAAUCUACUUGAGAACUUCUGAUACCAACAGGUGCCGCGUCAAACGAAUUAUCUCGCUGAAUUGGUCCUUGUCCUGAUCACGGACAACUGGGGUAGCCUUUAGCCCCCAACAACCAAGCUAGACAGCAAGCUAGCUGCUGCACUAGCUAGCUAGGAUUCCAUUCCAACCUUAGCUCAUUACAUUCAGUUUUUAAAGAACAACGACAACAUGGCGCUGGGAAUGACCAAAGAUUCCAUGGUGGACCUCCAGAGUCUGGUUCAAGAAAAAGAGAUUCAAGCCAGCAAUGGAGCUGAUACCGUCAGUCUGCUGACCACAGGUCUAUCUCAUGGGUCUCAAAAACAGUACCAAAAGCUAGCCGUCGAUACAACUACCACAGCUGCAGAAGAUAAGGACUACGAAGAGAUUCAGCCCUCGUUGGCAACGGAGCAAGCCCUUCGUAGUAAUAGCAUCAAAGCCAAGAAAGACGGAGCAGGAGAAACGAGCAGUCCCAAACAGCUGACAUCGCCACAAGGUGCACUCUCCGAGGGAGGAUUAUUCAUUGAUGCACAAGAAGAGAAAAAGCAAGAAGCCGCUUCCUACGGCCAAUAUUCUGGAUUCGCCAAUGAUUACGAUUCCUACGACUACGAUAGCUACGGUCACUUCCAAUAUCAUCAAUCCCCGCAAACACUUCUUGGGGGUAGUAGCAACAAAUCCAAAGGGUUUCUUUGUUGUUUGUUUCCUUGGCUUCAACAACCAGCACAACAACAACAACCAACGGACCAGGAAGAGGCUCCCGUGCAGGAGGAUUUCGUCGAAACAAAGAAAGAACAGGCCAAGGCAGCACCAAUGCGGAAACCCAGCUCGGGAGAUGACGACGACGUGUCGACAGGUGACGUCUCGGUGGGAAGCGACAAGCUUGGCGAACGACUGUCCGACAGGGACCGACAAGCUGUCUUGGCCAGGCUUCGAUUGGCGCAACCGGAUGGAGGCUCGUCGGAAUCGGCAGGGGGGUCCUUGUCACCUGGGUCUUCCAACAAAGAAAAGAUUCCAAACAAGGGGCUGUUGAAAGACAUUCCCAACAUUAGCGCACCUGCUAGCACCGACGAGGAUGCCAGGUCGGAUAUUUCCACUGACACUGGUACCAAGAGCAUUUUGAAACGUCAGUCGGUGGUGACGAAAACUCCCGAAUCGCAGUCGGAUAGCCGUAGUGGUGGUGGCAAACCGCGAAGGUCCCUAUUUCCAACAUACGAAACAACCAAGAAAAAGAAGAACAGAGAUGAUCACAUCCAAUUUGCUCCCAUGGCCCGAGUUGUAACGGUCAAAUCUCAAAAGGACAUGACAGCGGAAGAAAAGUCGUCCAUAUGGUGGCAACGAUGGGACUAUGAAGAUUUCCGAAAGACGGGACGUAUCAUCACUCGGGCCAUGUUGGAGGGAGGAAGUGAAAUCUGGUUGGCAUCCAACCAAUCGUGGCGGCAUCAGGGAAUGAGCAAAACGGCAACCCUCAAAAAUGCGAUAUCCAUGACGGAGGACAACGCGGCAAAAGCCCAGAAUGGUAGCGAUUCUUCCGAUCUCAUUCGAUCGACUGGGGACAAGUGGUGGCACAAAUUCGGACACUCCCGUCGUGGCCUUGAACACAUUGCAUCGAUUAAGGAAGGAUCGGAACGACAGGCCAACGUGAAACAUGCUAUUCGCGCGGUCUUGGACGAACAGAAACGGCAUAAGGCUUACUUGAGAGAAGAUCCAGAAAAGCUGCGAAUGGUUUCGAUUCAUCAUACAUCAUGGGCACGCGAUUUGGCACUGGCGGCGGGAUCUUCCGAUAUGGAUGCUGUGAAGAGCAACUUUGACGAAGAACGCAAGUCUCGCGAGUUCUACCUGCUCAAAAUGGCUCGAUCGAAUUCUAUUUCCAGCAAGGGCAAGCAUGUUCCAAAAUUCAUGCAGCCAGCCAUGAAUACAUUCGCGCAGAAACUGGAUGCCAACACCAGCGCCCAAAUCAUGUACCGUCGCAAGCAGCAACGGACACAGCAACAACGGAUACAACAACAAACGGCGGCACCAGCGGUGUCCAAACCUUCGAAGCGUGCAUCCAUGCCACCACUGGCAGCGAAUGGAUCGAAGGGGCUAAUUCUUGACCCACCGGAGGACAAGGAUGCUAAGCAGGAUGCCCUUAGCACUCAGAACUUGGCAAAGCGAGCGGCUGGAUUUUCGCAUGACGGUGCAGAGCAGGUGAACAUGGCGGCUGUUUUGAGUGGGAUGGGCGCCGUCCCGAAGAGUGCUCAACCCGUUGGAGCGUAACCAAAUGAUAGACGAACGCAUCCGUAGCACACGCACACACUACUACUCUAGAUAAGGCAAUUGUAAACUGAUGAGUUUUUGUACAUGG